CCAACCAGUGUUGAAACUUUGCGGGUAACUGCGUUGCACGGCUCAGCUGCGCUUCGAUGAGAAACCAAACAGGGGUAAAGCGUUUCCAAUGCGGUGGUUCGCGUUUGGUUUCAACGCAUUUGGACAGAUAUAUGUCCAUGAGAAACUGAUUAAAGGAGAGUGUAGCGACGCUGUUAAUGAAAUCAAAGUGAGCAGCCCAACAGAGCUGGCCGGUCGGGCGGACUGCUGCUUGAACACUGACAGUCAGAUUAGAGCCAGCUGGAGUCGAAGAGCAUCUUUGCAUUUGGAUGGUGGCAGCCGUGUGUGCCUGGCAGGUUUCGGGGCAGUCCUCUCCAGUGAGUCCUGUAGCAGCUGUAUGAAGGAGAGCCGUGGCUGUAAGGAUGCCUUCAUCAGUGAGUCCUACUUGACCCUCGCUUUCCCAGACAGAAUUGAGUCCUGGGAUCUGCAGAAAGAAGAGGAGACUCCAUCAUGGAGCAUGGAAAUAAAAAAGGAGAGCCAUGGACCCCCUUUGAAUCUCCCAUUGGUCCCUGGGGGUUACAUAGCCACAAAAGCACCCUUCUACCGCUCUUUAUCGCCACACCUGAAAGCCAAGAGUCUGGCACUGAGUGCAGAGCACGCCAUCCUUCUCAGUGCCUCUGGAGCUGUGUACACCUGGGGACUGGGCAGCCAUGGUCAGCUGGGGCAUGGGGACCUCACCUCUGAGGAGGAGCCCAGGGCAGUGGAGGCACUUUUGGGGAUGCCCAUGAGCUGUGUAGCUACAGGAAGCUGGCACUCUGUCUGCAUUAGUGAUGGAGGGGAUCUAUAUGUGUGGGGCUGGAAUGAAACAGGUCAGCUUGGACUUCCAUCACGAGGUCUGAGGAAAGCACUGCAGGAGCAAUGCAGCCAACAAGCAGGAACAGGAGCUCCAUGCCAAGAUGGCAGUACUUCUCCUCCUGAAGAGCCACAAGAGGGAGAGAAACUCGACGAGGUAUUCAUAUCGAUCCAGGCAUUCCCGGCUCUGCUGGAUAUCACUCCAUCCUGUGAAAUCAGGACAGUCAGCUGUGGCUCCCGCCACACAGCUGCAGUAACAACAACAGGUGACCUCUACACCUGGGGCUGGGGUGACUACGGCCAACUUGGACACCAGACUUUAAUCAGUUCGGAUGAACCCCAACGUGUGGAGUUCUUCAGGGAGCGACAGAUGUGUGUUUUUGAUGUUGUGUGUGGGCCGUGGAAUACUUUUGCUGCUGUUGUCAAGGAGGAAGUAGCUUAAAAAUACAUUGAUAAAUGUGGACACUGGACUUUGGACAACCAGGAAAUAUAAAUGAUCACAACAAAUACGGGACUUUGAAUCAAAUGUAUUUUGUUACAUAUGAAUACAGAAGUUCCUCUCAUUUUU
This is a messenger RNA of Dicentrarchus labrax (European seabass), 1378 nucleotides long. Its product is annotated as RCC1 domain-containing protein 1. The record is from RefSeq and is a predicted model, not a curated record. Lineage: Eukaryota; Metazoa; Chordata; Actinopteri; Moronidae. The transcript is spliced from 8 exons. The coding region runs from base 89 to 1252 and encodes 387 amino acids.